Messenger RNA from Sclerotinia trifoliorum, 4458 nucleotides. Lineage: Eukaryota; Fungi; Ascomycota; Leotiomycetes; Helotiales; Sclerotiniaceae. The record is from the annotation of a GenBank genome assembly.
CAAGUCCAAUUGGCUUAGGUAAUUCGAUAUGAACUUGGUCUAUACCUAAUUUGGUUAGAUCCCUCGAAGUCGGGAAGGCUGAGGCCAUUUAAAACAAAGGUUAGCUUGCCUCGCCCGGAUUGUACUUUAUCCAUUGGCCUUGGGAUUUGUCUCUUUUAAGAAAAAACUACAAAUACUAUUCAUUCGUCCCUCGAAUGCACAUUUUCUUCUUUCAACCUUUGUACUAAAAAUGUCUACUUCAAAUUUACUGAAUAAUUCCUUUGAUGAAAGCGACGAAGAGGACGAUAGUUUCAAUCCCCAACCUGCGGAUCUUUCUGACAACGAAGAUGAAGACCACAAUACAAGUAGUGCGAAAGGACGAAAUGAAGCUUCGCGUCAUCAAGUAGGAGAUGAAGAUGGCUCUGAGGAUGAAUCUGCCCCAGCGAGUGGGCGAAAAACGAACUCGGGCGGUGCUGCUAACGAUGAUGAGGAUGAAGAUGAUGAAGGCGAGGGCGAUGAUACUGCUGCACGCGCCCAUGAUGAUGAAGAUGAUGAAGAUGAUGAAGAAGAGGAAGAAGAUGAUGACGAAGAGGAAAUUACGGUAAGUAUUUCUUGCAUAUAAAUUCCUACUUACUAUUCCCUCACGGCAUAUCUACCAGGACUUCCCACCUAAUGGCAAACUAUAGGGACACCGCCGUAAGCGUCGCAGAGACCGUCGCAAUGUUUUCCUCGAUGUUGAAGCCGAAGUGGAUGAAGAUGAGGAUGAAAAUGAGGAUGACGAGGAUGAAUUGAACGAAAUGAAGGAUACUUUCAUUGCAGACACACACCCAGAUGAUAUGGCAGACCUUCCUGAUGGUGGUGAGACAGAUGACAGGCGUCACCGAGAUUUGGAUAGGAGACGUGAAAUGGAAGCAAGUCUUGAUGCGGAAAAGCAAGCCGAAAUUUUGCGACAACGAUACGCGAACAAAGGUCGAUCCUCAAGGGGCAGUGGAGAAUCAGCGGUCGUUCCAAAACGUCUUUUACUUCCUAGUGUCGAUGAUCCUAGUAUCUGGGCUGUAAGAUGUAAAGAAGGAAAAGAAAGAGAGGCCGUUUUCUCGAUCAUGAAGCGCAUCGAAGAGAGAACUGGCACCAAAGAGGAACUUGCGAUUACUUGCGCUUUUGAACGUGGUGGAACGCAAUCUACAAUGAAAGGCUUCAUUUAUGUCGAAGCCCAACGACAGGCCGAUAUUUUGACUGCUAUGGAUGGCCUUAUGAAUGUCUAUCCUCGAACGAAAAUGCAGUUAGUCGAGAUUAAGGAAAUGCCAGACCUUCUCAGGGUUACGAAAAGUCCAACUGUAGAGGUUGGAGCUUAUGUACGACUUAGACGUCCAGCAAAAUAUGCUGGUGAUCUUGCUCAGGUUAUGGAAGUUACCGAUACUGGCCUUGAACUACGUGUCAGAUAUGUACCUCGUCUCGAUUAUGGUCUCCAUGAGGAUACCAAUGCAGUGGACGGAAAGAGAAAGCGCCCAGUGGCUGGACCACGUCCGCCCCAACGACUCUUCAGUGAGGCCGAAGCCAAGAAACGACAUGCAAAACAUUUGCAAGGCCGACCGGACACGAAGACCUGGAACUACUUUAAUGAGGAAUAUAUCAAUGGAUAUUGCGAGAAGGAGGUCAAAAUUCAAGCACUUAUCACUAAAGAUGUCAAUCCAACCCUCGAGGAAGUUACAAGAUUUGCCUCUGGUGCUGAAGAUGGCACCGAGAACUUGGACCUAAAUGCUCUUGCUGCUAGCUUGAAAGCAAGUACGGCAAAUGCUUCUUACCUACCAGGCGAUGUUAUUGAAGUUUACGAGGGUGAACAGAAAGGUGUCGUUGGCAAAGCAGUAUCUGUUACAGGUGAUAUUGUCACGAUGGCUGUAUCUGAAGGAGCAUUGAAGGGUCAAACCAUCGAAAUCCCUAUCAAGGGUCUACGCAAACGUUUCCGUGAGGGUGAUCACGUUAAAGUGAUUGGUGGAAGUAGGUUUAGGGAUGAAGUCGGUAUGGUCGUCAAGAUCAUCGAAGAUCGUGUCACUUUGUUGAGUGAUCAGGGCAACAAUGAGAUCACCGUUUUCAGCAAAGAUCUUCGAGAGGCGAGCGAUUCUGGUGGCAGUGGCGCUUUAGGAAAGUACGAGCUAUGGGACUUGGUUCAAUUAGAUCCAUCUACUGUUGGUUGUAUUAUCAAAGUUGACCGCGAAUCACUUGUCGUUCUUGAUCAGAAUGGCUCUAACCGGACAGUUAUCCCAUCUCAAAUCUCCAACAAACUUGAAAAACGAAGAAAUGCAGUGGCAACAGAUCGUAAUGGUGCCGAGAUCAAGAUGGAGGAUGGGGUGAAGGAAUUCGGGGGAGAAGGUAGAUCUGGCAAGAUUCUACACAUUCAUCGCGCCUAUCUUUUCUUGAAGAGCUCUGAACUGACCGAGAAUGCCGGUGUUUUCGUUGCGCGAACAACUAGCGUUCAAAGCGUAUCUGCUAAGGGAGGACGCAUCGCUGGAAAUGCCUCAUCUUCACCGGAUCUUAGCUCUAUGAACCCAGCAAUGAAGCUGAAUCCGAAAAAUAACGGCCAGAUGCUUCCACCAAAAUCAUUUGGCCGUGAUAAGUCUAUUGGACAGACGGUGACAAUCCGGAAAGGUCCAUACAAGGGUUUACUCGGCAUUGUCAAAGAUACCACAGACACCAAUGCCAGGGUAGAACUGCAUACAAAGAGCAAGGUAGUCAGUGUGCCAAAGGACUGUUUGGGAUUCAAGGAUAAGAUUAGUGGUGCAUCGAUAGAUCCAAACGGUUUCAGAGGUGGACCUGGUGGUGGUAGGGGAGGAGGAGCUCCAAGAGGCCGUGGUGGUUUUGGAGGUGCGACCCCUGGUCCAGGUUGGGAUGCUGGUGCGGGUGGACGAACACCAAUGCCGGGUGGCCCUCCUGAGCGUACUCCAGCUUGGGGGAGAAGUAAGUUAAUCGCGUCUUAUCUUCUACAAUUUACUAACAUUUUUAGCUCCUCAUGGUGGUGGCCAAGGUGGACGAACGCCUGCCUGGAAGUCUGGACCCACUGAUGGUGGGCGUACACCUGGUUGGGCGAAUGAUGGAUCUCGGACCGUUUAUGCAAAUGACGGUAGCCGGACAGCCUAUGGAGGUGGCAAUAGAACUCCUGCUUGGUCAUCUGGUGCCAAAACCCCAGCUUAUGGCUUAUCAGAUAAUUUCGGGUCUAAAACUCCCGCAUAUGGCGGUAGCAGUAAUUCUGGAGAUGCAUGGGGCUCAAAGACUCCAGCCUAUCAACCAAAUAAUUCAAACGACAAUUGGAACUCUGGCUCAUCCAACAACAACAAUUGGGGUUCGGCUUACGAUGCUCCAACCCCUGGCGGUCCUUUAUCGGCACCUACACCGGCUGCAAUGAAUGCUCCGACUCCAGGUGGAUAUUCCGCUCCUACACCGGCUGCCAUGAACGCCCCAACCCCGGGAGCUUAUUCAGCCCCAACUCCAGCUCCAGGUUAUUGGGGUGCUCCAACACCUCAAGCAAUGGAUGCACCUACACCAGGACAAGGAUAUUAUGCGGGAGCUCCCACACCUGGUGCAUAUGCAGCGGAGACACCAGCAGGUAAUUGGCAGGAGGAUGGACCUAGAUAUGUGGAUUAAUGGUGAUAAUUUGCAGGGAACGAUAGAUACACCUGCGUCGGAGGAACUUUAUUGGUUUUAAAACGGAGCGAUGGAGUUAUUUUUGUUCCCUUUUCCUGUUCUAAGCUUGGUUCCUUUAUUUGAGAUAUUUAACAGAAUGGUCACAACGGGUGCCUUUUUUUAUGUGGGUAAAAAAGUGCAUGCACGCAUGCGAGAUGUCAAAAAUCGCAAAAUUGAAGCACAAUUGUUCAUCAAAGGACCAUCCACUUUCUAUCCCGUCUCGUACGAUUCUUCUUCUCACUACCCGUACAAGUAAUUGAACCCCAUUCCUCUAAAUUUUCAACAGUACACUCCCACUCCGAGCCAUAAUCCACGUAAUCUCCUCAUCCCCAUCAUUUAACACCCAGUGCUCUCAACAGGCGAGAAGUAGAGGAAAAUCCCUGGGAAAUAACGAUUGCCGCGUGUUUUGUUCUUGCUAGGUUGGAGUGGCGGGAUUUGGUUAUGUGGGUUUGGACGCCGGUGGUUGCUGGUGUCAGAUUGGUGGGAAGGGGGUUAGGGGUGGAUAUGAGUGUAUGUAUCUUUGUCAAAUGAUAGGUUCGAUGUCGUAAGUCUUUUAAUAGCAGUCUUUCAAAAUCAAGAGUCUAUCGGAAAGUUACAGAUCAUCUACUUCCAUCCACCCGGAGUUGUCAACUUCUCGAUAGGGAUCCAAUUUGAUUACCAACGUCUAGAUGAAGCUAUUCCCAAAAAAUGCAUUUGAGCCGUGUGUGUGCGUUUUCCUCAUUCUUGUUUCAAGUACAUCACAGGAAAAGCAGGGGAAAGGUCCUAAUUCGGGUAGAAACGAUAGAGAAGGAGCUCAAAAGACCU